Zychaea mexicana is the source of this 5214-nucleotide messenger RNA. RefSeq lists its product as uncharacterized. Gene Ontology annotation, biological process: phosphatidylinositol phosphate biosynthetic process. The transcript is spliced from 12 exons. Bases 493 to 4803 code for a protein of 1436 amino acids. Gene Ontology annotation, molecular function: 1-phosphatidylinositol-3-phosphate 5-kinase activity. Lineage: Eukaryota; Fungi; Mucoromycota; Mucoromycetes; Mucorales; Lichtheimiaceae. The record is from RefSeq and is a predicted model, not a curated record. Gene Ontology annotation, cellular component: endosome membrane; fungal-type vacuole membrane.
UAACUACCGACAGCAUACUCCGUGAUAAAAACAAUGAAUAUAUCACUUUAGCUUUAACAUCAGUCAAUAGCGACGUGCUCUGUCACCCCUUAGCAUGAGCCAUAUCGACAGUCAACUGUGAUGGAAGGGUGACAACUGUUUUGGUUUAGUAGUAUUUUUCUUUUGGGAGGUAGUGGUACCACUCUCCAGAAAUCUACAACAUUUUUAGGGUGAUAACGGCUUAAAGUAUGUCGAGACGCUGUUCAACAACUAGUUCGUAGCGACAGAUUGCUUCAUCGGAUAAAAUGACGCGUAUAAAGAUUGGUAUGCAGACAAUAUCUAGGAGAUGUUCGAAUCAAAAAGAUAUUAGAUGGGUGCUUUAUGUAACGUAGCAAUAGCGCUUUUGUAACCGCAAAACCUUCCCUCGCACCUCAAACGCAGACAUACUCCUUUUUGGCCCUUUCUAUAUAUUUCUGAGCAGCCACACAAAACGCCCUUUCCCUUCAGCUGUCAAUGAAUGGCCACGUUGACAAGCGAGCUUUUUCCAAACCACUGCCGCCCAAUGGCAAAAUCACCAAUGGCGGCCAGCAACCACAAUACCAAAAGCAACGGCAACAAGAGAAGGCGAUCGAGAUGCUUGACGAGACCAGCCGCAAUCAUCUUUGCAACUUGAUGCGAUGUUGGCUGACGCAUGCCAACAUGGAGCCAUCCUUAGUCGACACGUUAUACCCAUUGAUUAGUGCUCUUGUCCCGCUUUGGUCAGAGGCACAACGGGAUCUGACGAGCACCACAACUUCCGAGAGCUCUUAUUCCUCGCUUUAUGAUUCGAUCCAUAUCCAGACACUUGCAGGAUAUAAAACUUUAGAGGAUUCCAAGUUCCUUCCUGCUGUAUAUCACGGCGAGCCACUUUCCAAAAUCCUAUCAACGUGCAACUUGGGCGGAUCGUGUUGUGAGUGGCUGCAUCACGUGGUAGGGGGGACAUUGCGCAUCUACGGAACGCCUUCUGGUCCUUCAGGGGAUGAGCUAUUGAAGAUCGUGGCGGCGUCGGUAUAUACCCUGUGGAGCUUGUGGCUGGAAAUGCAUCUUGCACGCGACUCUGAUAUCCUAUAUUCAUCAUCAUCAUCAUCAUCAUCAUCAUCAUCAUCACCACCACCACCACCACCACCACCAUCAUCACAGAAAAGUCAAUCCCAAAACGGUGAUGAUACGACAGUGAUGAUGCGAGGGAUGCUUACCCGGAAACGAUUCGGGAUCAUCAGCUGGCUGUGGCCGAAAAGCAGCACCGCUGCAGAAACGAGAAUAAGCAAGAGUCCAAACGAAAAAAGUACCCCCAUCGGCAGUACAACAGGACCAUGCUGUCCAGAUCCUUCAAAAGAGGAUCCACAUCGAUUUGCCAAGUUGCGUCAAUUGUUAGAGCAGGCCACAAUGAUAACUUCAUCGCCUCAUUGUCGAUUCACUGCGCCAAAACUGCUUGUUCGACUGCAAGAUGAGGAAGAUGGUAUUGACACAAUUCGUGCUGUCAUGAGGAUGAAAAACAACAACAUUAGGAUUGACAGCUCUAAUCAAAAGAACGGAAAGCCAAACGGAAUUAAGCGACGCGCAUCUUCACUGCUGUCCAUGAUUGCCGGCCAGUCACCGCAACAACAACAACAACAGCAGCAGCAGCAGCAGAAAAGGCAAUCUGCACCAAUAAUACCACAUACGCCUGUGGAUGUACCACAGUCAAUAUCAGCGUACUCCUCCCUGCGUUGCAUGAACGAUAAGAAGAUUGGCAUGGAAUACUUGCUGUUGGAUACCCAAACCGUCGACAGUUAUCUCGAACACCAGCAAAUCACUUUAUCAUAUGCUAUACACCCUAUUGGAUGCCCGCAACGUCCGUGCGCAGGUCCAUUAUUGUCCAAAUUGAACUAUUUCCGCUACGAGAAUUCCGAAGACCGAUCUCUUGGACAAGUCAUUUUGCACUGGUGUACUCUGGCCGAAAGUGGCACGAGUUGCAAAACUUUGCUAAAGUCGAAGUUGGACAUACUAACGAAAGCAACUGUGUCUGACAGUGUCACGACACCAUCCGCUGAAGAAAAGCCCAUCACUACUGCUACUGCCACUGCUUCUGCUACCAAUGGUGCAUUAAACGGCACUGGCAGCAAUGAAAGCACAGGAUUUAAAGUCGGAUCAUCGACCGAAAAAGAACAGGACAAUCAGCGUAGUAGACGCACAUCAUCAAUACAGUCAUCAUUCCACGGGUGUCAGAAACAGUUUACAGACCACGUCAUGACGUUUGCUCACGGUUCAGCUAGAGCAGUUGUUUACAUCGUCCCGCAUGUAUCACCCCAGACAACAGCAAAACCAACAGUGCCAUCAUGCAACGACAGCAACAAAACUCUUGCAUUGAUUAAUAGCCAUGAAAAAAUACACAUGUGGUUCGCAUGCGCGACAUGCGAUGCCGAAACGACUCCGACAUCGAUGUCUUUGUCAACGCACCAUUACUCUUUUGCAAAAUAUAUUGAGCUCAUCCUAUACCACGAUACUUAUUUCGCACCCAGAUCUCUUCCCUGCGGCCAUCCUGUCACGCGAUCGUCCAUCAUCCGCUGCUUUGGGCCGUCAAACAUACCCUUCGCAGUCAAGAUUUCAUAUGAAUCGAUCUCGUUAUACGAGUUACGCGCACCACGCCUGCAGGUCGUACCGUCUUCUUCUACGUCACCAAAGCAUUCCAGCAGCAAGAUUAUCACGGGAGCUGUGAGCCCCAAAACACUGAAAAAUUGGCAAGAGCUAAUACGUGACGAUGUCAAUCAUUUCUUUGAGACAGUGGCUACCCAUAUCGACGUAUUAAAGCAGUUCGCUAUUGCCGAAUCCAAACGCAUGGCACGGAGCAACAGCAGCAUUGGAUCAGGCCAAAAGCAAUCAUCUCAAGAGCUACAGGCACAAUUGAAACUGCGAGAGAGCGAGUUGGCUUCUAUGAAGAAACUGUUUGGAGAAACGGAGCAUCGGAAGCUACUGUUGGAAUUAAAGGGUACACCAUUGGAGAGCCUGAACGAUUAUCGUCGUCUGUUUGCAAUGCGGUCGAUAGCUAUUUUGUCCCAGCUCGCAGAAUGGCAACGCCAGUGGUGUCCAGAUCUAAUGGACGACUGUACUUGGGACCCGCCUGACUAUAUAAAGUCGGACAAAGUCCAUGCUUUCCCAGGAUCAAGUGUCCUCGUUCGUGAAGAAGAGCCAUCGUCCAUGAUUGCUUAUACACUCAGCUCCAAUGAAUAUCUCGAAGAAUUGAAGCAACAGUAUGGUGAUUCAAACAUGUCAACCAAAACAACGACCUCAUCUAAGGCUCCUGCUCCAAGCAUCGCUUCAAGUGCGUCGUCCGCCACAGACGAUCACAAGACGAAAAAGGCGCAAAGUAAUCACAAAAACCAAACUGAGGAAGGAGACAACAGCAACAACAGUAGCCUUGAUAAGAGCGGAUCAUACUACUCGUUUAUCAAACGCAAAUUUGUUGUACCAAAUGCUGGCGCUGCUAGCGAGACGGCGUCAUUUAGAGCCAUGGUGAUAGAAACGGUGAAAGCAAACGCCAGUGAAUUGCAUUACCAGCAACAGCGCAAAGCACAAGAGAUAAAGGAUCGAUGGGCAGCAACUACGCAUCAACAAGAGCCAUCGUCUUCGUCACAAAUAACAACCCAAGGAAGAAAUAAUCCUCCAAAGAAGUCUGCUGACCAUCUUACAACAACAAGCCAACGGGUCAUUUUGAAUGAGCCUCGAAUUCAGCGCGGGGUCACCACUGAAGUUGCCGCGUCAACAUAUUAUCAAGAGCCACUUAAUACUGCUACGGCUAGCACUGCCACUACUACUGUAACUGCACCUAAUGGAAAUAUUGUGAAUUCCAAAGAAAAGCCUCUACCGCCUCUUGCCAGUUCAAUAGGAUCCACCGGAGAAAACCGCCGACUAAGCCCACACAUUAAGCAUAAGUAUAUUCAUAACAACGUUGAAUUUACAUGUAUUGUUUACUAUGCUUCCGAGUUCGAAUCUCUGCGAUGCCAAAGCGGUAUUGACCAGCUGUUGAUACAGUCGUUGAGCCGAUGCAAUGCAUGGAAAGCAACUGGUGGCAAGAGCAAGAGCCAUUUUUAUCGGUCUCAAGAUGGUAGACUAGUUAUCAAGGAGAUGGUAAACGCAUGGAAUAACGUGGAGAAGGAAUCUAUUUUGAAGUUUGCACCAAAGUAUUUUGACUACAUGAAAAAGACAGACGAGGUCCCUAGUGUUUUGGCCAAGAUAUUUGGCUUUUAUACCAUUCGUAUCAGGAGCAUGGAUGAUAAACGUGUUAUACUCAACCUAGAUGUUUUGGUGAUGGAGCAUCUGUUCUACGGCAUUGUACCGCAGAGUAUACAGAAAUUCGAUUUCAAAGGGAUCCGGGAUCGCCAUGUGGAAGAGUGCCGCAAAAAGGGUGACACAACUUUGUGGGACGGUGACUGGCUCCAAGAUUAUCGGUUAGAAUGCCCUGUGAGCGAACAAUCUAAAGCACUCAUAGAGAAAGCCAUCAAAAGCGAUACAGAGUUUCUGACCCAGGGGAAUAUCAUGGAUUACUCUUUGUUGCUUGGCGUUGAUGAGGCCAGGAAGGAAUUGACUGUAGGCAUUGUCGACUUUAUCGGAGCCUAUACAUGGUACAAAAAGGUCGAGUCAAGGAGCAAGUCAACGUUGAAUCCAAACAAGGAGGUAACGGUGGUUCCGCCCGAUCAGUACAAGUGGCGCUUUUACCGGAUCAUUAAUGAUUAUUUCGUCGCUGUUUCCGGAAAAUUCGACAAAGUUCAAGCAAGCCAUCUAGUCUCAAGUGCCAUCUUGGCUUAAUAAUAAUCAUGAUCUAUCUUUGCAUUUAUACAUGAAGUGGCUUGCAUAUCUGUAUUUUUCUAUUAUUAUAAAAACUCGAACUGUAUUUUAAAAAGUGAUAUCUGGGCUAUAAGCAAUGCUCAAAUGCUAAUCGAAUGAACCCCUCUUUUAAUAAUCGUGAUUAGUCUAGGUCAGCCAUAAGAGAUGAAAUAAAACGGGGAUGGACCUGCUGGUGCGACUGAGGACGAGCAUCUAGAAGGCCUAUAUACCCAGGUACUUACUUGCUCCUAUGCAGGCACCCUUGUGACACGAUCACAGAGAGAAAAGAGUGAGAGAGUCGAUGGUUCAGCAAUAAACCAUUUGAUUUUAUAAUAUUCCAACGGACCAUGACGAACUGCUGUGGUUAUGCAGCUCUGGCUCACUAAACUGUUG